GAGAGUGAAUGGAACAAAUAAGAAUAAAAAAGAAGAACCAAAACAUAUCUUCCCAAACAGAGAAAAAUGAGUAACCAACAAAAAAAGCAAGAUUCAGGGAGUGGGUCAAGCUCGUCAGUACGCGGGGGAACCAGACUUCAGGAUGGAGGGGUUGUUUGCUACUGUGGCAGAGAUGCCCUUGUACGUCAAGCUUGGACAGACGCGAAUCCUGGUAGAAGAUUCUACAGAUGCGGUGAAGGAUGGAAGAGCGCGUGUGAUUAUUUCCGCUGGCGGGACGUGGAGCCACCAUCGGGAUGGCAAAAGCAAGCACUCCUGGAGGCUAGAGAUCAGCUGAGAUUACAGGCAGAAGAAUUAAACACGCUGCGGAGUAGACUGGCGAGCCGCGGCGAGGAAGCAGAGAACGAAAGCACCGUCGAGCUGUCUGAGGCCGUCGAGAAGCUGAUGAAAGAGAACGAGGCGCUACAGGUUGCCAAUCAUAAACUGUUGGAGAAGAAGAUAAGUUUGCGCCAGGUGUACAUCGUAGGGUGUGUAGGGUUCGUGUGUGGCGUUGUAACCCUCAUUCAGAAGAUGAAGUAGCCGGUGUGAGGGAUGCUUAAUAACUCUAAAAUAUAAUAUAACUUGAAAUAACUAAUGUGAUUUGUAUGUUUAUGAGACGCUAUCUUUUGCGAGUCGUGUAUCAUGUUAUAAAAGUUGUUAACGUUC
This is a messenger RNA of Arabidopsis arenosa, 702 nucleotides long. Lineage: Eukaryota; Viridiplantae; Streptophyta; Magnoliopsida; Brassicales; Brassicaceae. The record is from the annotation of a GenBank genome assembly.